CUCCCAAAGACAUUAAAGACUCUCAACUGGUUUGAAGACUUCAACGAAGAAAUAAUUCGAAUCCCCCAUGAAGCCAACCCGGCAAAUGGGCUUCCAUAUAUCAGGAGUGUAGCCAAUGCUGCCAGCUCCAAGCUAGCUCAUGAGAGCAUCUCACUCGAGCAUGUUAGUGGAUGUUACUCUAUAGACGCGGUGCCAUUCUUCAAGGCCGUUCACACUCUUUGGACUUGGCCCAAUCUCGCCACGCUCUCACUUACGUGCAGUCCUUUCGCCACGCCCGAGAGGCAUGAUGAAAUAGUAGUUCUUCUAACAAGGAUUGGACGGGUUGCACACAGAAUGCCCUAA
This is a messenger RNA of Trichoderma virens Gv29-8, 342 nucleotides long. RefSeq lists its product as uncharacterized. The record is from RefSeq and is a predicted model, not a curated record. The transcript has a single exon. NCBI's taxonomy places the organism in Eukaryota, Fungi, Ascomycota, Sordariomycetes, Hypocreales, Hypocreaceae. The annotation marks the transcript as partial.